UCCAUGACAACACACCUCCCCCGAGCCGCCAUCUUGUUCAGAGUCACAUCCGGAGCGUCCCAGUCGCCAUUUCAUUCUCGGGAAAGAGCGGUGGAGUCGGUAAUAUGAGUGGCUGCAGAGUAUUUAUAGGGAGGCUGAGUCCUCACGCCCGUGAAAGAGAUGUGGAGAAGUUUUUCAAAGGAUAUGGCCGUAUCCGGGAGAUAAACCUAAAGAGUGGAUUUGGAUUUGUGGAGUUUGAAGAUCACAGAGAUGCCGAUGAUGCUGUAUAUGAACUGAAUGGAAAAGAACUGUGCAAUGAAAGAGUCACAAUUGAACAUGCCAGAAAUCGUAGAGGAAGAGGAGGCAUGAUGGGAGGAGGAGGUGGUGGAGGGCGGUACCCCAUGCGUUUUGGCUAUCGUCAGUCUAACAGUGGUGGACCCAGGUAUGGACCCCCAGUUCGCACAGAGCACAGGAUCAUUGUUGAGAAUCUUUCUUCCCGUGUCAGCUGGCAGGAUCUGAAGGAUUUUAUGAGAAAAGCGGGAGAGGUGACUUAUGUUGAUGCACACAGGGGUAACCGGAAUGAAGGGGUUGUGGAAUUUGCAUCCUAUAAUGAUAUGAAGAACGCUAUGGAAAAAUUGGAUGGCAUGGAGCUCAGUGGUCGUAAAAUAAAGCUAAUUGAAGAUCGCAAGAAGCACAGAAGCAGGUCCAGGUCAAGAAGCUACUCCAGAUCCCGCAGCAAGUCGAAAUCUCGUGGCUCUUCUCGUUCUGCCAGCAGAUCCCGAUCUCCCAGUCGUACACCCGAAAAGAAAUACAACCAGAAAUCUGGAAGCGGAGAACCAUCCCAGAGCUCUCCUAAACGGCAGUCUCGUUCCAGUUCUCCCGAAAGUCGCGAUUAAGAGAUCUUUGUGUAUAAAUGGUGAAUGAAGAUUUAUGUGCCCUAGGAGUCAGUGGUGGAGUGAGAGGUGGCGUUCACUAUUUUAUGUAACCAAAGCGCCUGUUUAAUAAGGCUCGAAAUGGUGGCCUGAUGCUUUGUUUUUGUAAAUAUGUGAUCAGACCCUUCUGCCUAGAGCAUAUGAAGGCAAUUACUGAAUCCAGCAAGUAGAACCCAUUUGAGAUGACUUUCAUGCUUUUCACUGUGUAGAUUAGAGGAAGCUGUUUGGAUACUUGUUCACUGAUUUCUUUUCUUUGUUUUAUAAUGUAAGUUAGUGUAGUAUUAGCAUUUAAUAUCUUCCUAUAAAUUGAAUACUGCCCCAUAAUUCUCUUCUGUGUUGAAACAUGACAAGAAUUUCUGUUUCAGUGAACAUAUUACAGAGAUUAAAAAAAA
Nanorana parkeri is the source of this 1303-nucleotide messenger RNA. Its product is annotated as serine/arginine-rich splicing factor 5-like. The transcript is spliced from 8 exons. Gene Ontology annotation, molecular function: mRNA binding. Bases 105 to 875 code for a protein of 256 amino acids. Gene Ontology annotation, cellular component: nucleus; cytoplasm; ribonucleoprotein complex. NCBI's taxonomy places the organism in Eukaryota, Metazoa, Chordata, Amphibia, Anura, Dicroglossidae. The record is from RefSeq and is a predicted model, not a curated record.